UUGGAAUUGAGACAGGAGUGUCGAUAGCUGCACACGAAAACAGCAUGGACGGUGCACGGUAACGUAACUCAGUUACAGAGAUAACGCAAGCGACUUUUGCGUGUUUGGAUGUCGACUGCUGCGGUUUGUUUGAACUCAGAAUGCGUAGUUUGCGUGACUGGACGUCAGUUGCGUGAAGCAGCGCUCGUGACGCUGACUAGCCGCCUGUUGGCUAAGUUGCUACAGGGUUUGUGUUGAGUUAACGUUAGCUGGCUAACCUCAAGGGGAGUGGUUGUCAAAGUGUCACCAGUUUAUUAAAAAAAAGAAAAGAAAAGUCCUGCACCUCGGUUUGGGAACAGAACAGGUGCAAAACAGAGGAAAAGCUGUUUAUUUAAUCAGAAAGUUGUUCAGCAAGUGUAUGUGUGCAGCCUGCAAACCCCCCUGAGUGCUGGCGAGUGUGUAUAGCGGGCUGGCAUGGGGAAUGGAGUACAGGAACAUGGGGGGGCACUCACACAGGGUGAGGUGCUUCCACGGCCCUCCUCCAGCCAAUCAGAGGGUUUUAAGCAGGGCCGGUCUGUGCUGAACUCAUUGCUCUCUGGAGCCUUUGCAGGAGCUGUGGCGAAAACAGCUGUAGCUCCAUUGGACAGGACCAAGAUCAUGUUCCAAGUGUCUUCAAACAGAUUUUCUGCCAAGGAGGCGUACCGGUUGAUUUAUCGCACCUAUCUGAAGGAAGGUUUCCUGAGCUUAUGGAGAGGCAACUCAGCCACCAUGGUGAGGGUCAUCCCCUACGCUGCCAUCCAGUUUUGUGCCCACGAACAAUACAAGAGGCUUCUAGGAGGCUAUUAUGGCUUUCAGGGCAGUGCUCUGCCUCCUGUGCCGAGACUCCUGGCUGGCUCACUGGCAGGCACCACAGCCGCCAUGCUCACAUACCCGCUUGACAUGGUGCGCGCCCGCAUGGCAGUCACGCCCAAAGAAAUGUACAGUAAUAUAAUGCAUGUGUUUGUGAGGAUCUCGCGUGAGGAAGGACUGAAGACCCUCUACAGGGGAUUUACUCCAACAAUACUGGGUGUGGUUCCUUACGCAGGCCUCAGCUUCUUCACUUAUGAGACGCUUAAGAAACUCCAUGCAGAGGAGACAGGACGAGCUCAGCCCUACUCGUAUGAGCGGCUGGCGUUUGGUGCAUGCGCCGGCCUCAUCGGUCAGUCAGCUUCAUACCCGCUGGAUGUGGUGCGACGGCGCAUGCAGACGGCAGGUGUGACGGGCCACACGUACAGCACCAUCAUGGGCACUAUGCGGGAGAUCGUGUCAGAGGAGGGUGUCAUCCGCGGCCUGUACAAAGGCCUGAGCAUGAACUGGGUCAAAGGGCCUAUUGCUGUUGGCAUCAGCUUCAUGACCUUUGACCUCACCCAAAUCCUGCUGCGCAAGGUGGGUGCACGAUAGCCCAUCACAUUGGGGAAGACUUUUUAGGGGCAACACUAUAACCAAGAUGUCUGCCUGUAUCCCUAUAUCUGAGGUGGCUUGGAAAGGAAAAAACAGGGUCUUCUUGCUGCUCGUGUCAGACCCAGAGAGGAGGAAGAGUGGAAACCAGCGCACAUGCUGCCAGAGAAAACAGGAAGUUUAUCAACUGACACACGAGCACAGAGAUGGGACUUUUGUAGAAGUCUGUGGUUCCACAUUUUGUAGGAAUGUGAAGUGACAUUUUAGUGAUUUUUGUUUUCUGAGUUGGAGAAUCUCUUGGUACACACUAUGUGUGUGUGAGUGUGUGUGUGAAAUAGAGAAAUAGAGUUACAGACAGAUUCAGAAUGAAUGUAUGUCCUGUAUGAUCUCUCCUUUAUACUGCCGUCUCACAAGUGUCCAAGUCCGGCAACCUCCAGGAUGUCCUGUAAAAGUGCAAUAUGUUCAUGCUAGAGCUGGGUGAUAUUCAAAUUCUUACAUCAAUGUUAUGUGUAUGACAUGCAUACAUACACGUUUAUGAAAAAUUCAUAUUUUCUACAGUGUCAUUCAGUUAAACCCUCUUGGUUGCCAGCAGCCAAUCAGGGGAUAGAAAUGAUAGGAGUAAGAUCUUGAUUGGUUAAGUAUGUUAAGUAACCAAUAAAUAAUAGAGAUGAAGUGGGGCUUAGGGUUUAGGUCUUAAAUGGCUUUUUGUGUAGUUUUUUAAAAAUGAAUUGAAAAAGGCAAGCAGGUAAGGUAAGCACUUACCAGGAGAAAAAAACCCAUCAUAUAUUCAUAUAUCGCUCAGCUCUGCUUCAUGCUUGAACAUGAAACACUCUUUCUAUAUUUUUAUAGAUACUUUCUGUAUCUAUAUUAUCUCUCUUCUGUAUUUCUGUAUCCCUGAAAUUCUUUUUCCCGCCCCUCUGCCUUGUGAUGUCUGAUUCGUCAGAGCUGCCUUGAACAGAAACUAGCACAUUUGUUCAUCAGUGAUGAUAUAAACCUGAAAGAGCAUUUAUUUAGUUUCCGCCGUAUGAAUUUGAGAUGAUCUCUUAGUAGUGAACCUAUAAAUUUUUAUAGAGAAACAGCAAUAAGGAUGUAAUGGAGCAGAACGGAGAGGUGUUAUGGGGAAGUUUCGAGCGUCUCGCUUCUCUUACUCACUGUUGAUGAAUGGUGUCCGCUGCUUCUAUCUUUAUCCUGUGCAGUAUGUGAGUAUGUGGAGCCACUCACACCACAGAGGGCUGAGAGCAGGUGUGUGUGUGUGUGUGUGUGUGUGUGUGUGUGUGAGAGAGAGAGAGAGAGGGAGGGACACAGAGAGAGCUGACCAGCUGUGGGCAGUAACAUGCAGGUUGGCUCUUAUUGAGAGCACUGUGUGUGUGGUGUUGUUUCUCUAUUGUCCUAAACAUCUCUGUGCUUUAGUAGGUAUGCCAUGGUGCAUAUUAAGACGAGUGUGUUUGUGUUGGUUGUGUAAAUGAUGUGGAUGAGGAUAUACCAAGUGCCUACAGAGAGAGUAGACAGAUGUACUAUAACUGAAACACACUAUCAGAAAAAAGGGACCUUUCUCUGUCGCAUAUCUUGUGUACCUUUAUUAUGGAUCUUUCACCUGGAAAAGUGGAUAUAGUGUAGCUUUAAAAAUGAUUUAAGGUACACAACUUGAUAUAGUUAGAGUAAAACUUGAAAGUGCACUACACGCACCUUUCUAGACAUGUGUAAAAGAUACAUAGUAAUGGUAAAAAGUGUGCAUUCUUUAGGGUACCACCCCAGAGACAAGGAAUAGUACAGUUGAGUACCCUUGUUUCUGAUGCUUCAUGCAGUUAUACGUGUCCUAUAUCUUAAUGCCAAGUGACCAUGCGUGAUAAAAGUGCAAUAGGUAAGAGGUCAUUCUCAGUAAACUGCAUGAUUUAUUAUCAUCCACGUUUUAGCAGUUUGGUGUUCUGAUGAAUCAUCUUCCAAGUAAUCUUUGGGUAUUUGAUAACUCCUGAGGAAAGAUAAAGGAAUACUCCAGUGUUUUGCAGUGUCUGUAGUGUACGUGUGAUUACCAUGAACUGGAAUUUCAACACCUUUAUCUGAAAAAAGAACAAAACCCUGUUUUCCAAUAUCAUUUCUAUUCAAAGAACAGUUCAUACAAAACACUUUAAUCAUUUCUUCAGUGAGAUAUAUUUUUAAGUGAAGACCUUAGUCUUACUCGGUAUGAUUAGUGCUUUCAGAUGGGACUGCUUUUUCAUUUCUCAUUAUGUAGAUGUGAUGGUGCUGUGUGUAACAGAAAAAUGACGUUUCAUCGUUCUGUAUGUUUAGAUAACGCUUCACAGGAACAGCUUUUGGUAACAUGUUCUGUCAUGUCUUCAUCAUCUUAACACAGUUAUUGUUAAAGUGUAACAGUUGUGUUGAAUUUGUGUUGUACACUUGCAUUACAAGUGAGUUUUGACCGAACAGUUUUACUGUUCUUUUUUUUGUAAAGGAAGAUGUGUUAGAUUUCUGUUCUGUGGUAGAGAUGCAUCGAUUCCAAUAACAUGCUCAGUUCCUCGUCCUUGUAAAAAUGCUCCGAUACCCACAUCUGAUGUGAGCCUAGUGUACAUUGUCGCACUAAUGAACAGAGAACACGAAUUGACAGCAAUAUGAAUGUAAUUCGUGAUUAAUGACGGCAAUGUAAAGCAGACUGUAAACUGUUCUCUGCAAAAACUGUCAGGAGGACACACUACAGUGUCUUCCUACAAUACAAGUAACCUGAUAAAGCAUCUUUAGUAGAGAGAGAGUGAGGCCGGCCGCACUGAGCACGCACAGCGUUAUCAGCAAACGAAAGGUGCUGUGAAUUGCACACACACACAAAUCUAUUGGCAAGCCUGGAGCAGGCGAAGUGAGUGAACAGCGAAACUGUGGUGUGUGUGAGAGAGCACUUCUGUUCAGCGAGCACUGAGCACUUACAACACUCAUGCUUUGGGUCUACACUUCACUCGCUCAUUUUUAAUGACCAUGCUCGCUGAUACAGGUCUUCACACUCAGGUUACACUCUCUAUUAAAGAUACUGGUUAUAUUUCAUAAAAUUUUAACAUAAGACUCAGCACAUGGAGCUCACAGCAGCAAAUAACAUAAAGACAGCUAAAUAAAAUAUUCCAUAAUGCCAUGAAGUAGGUUCCUCAUUUCAGUAUCAGGGUACUCUUACUCAGUCUUUAAAAAAAUGGCAUUGAUGCAUCUCUAGCCUGUGGUAACUGCACAUUUGCUGCAAAUGCAAUGAAUAUAGACUGUCUUUAAAAACAGUGAAGUAUUCCUUUAAUAUUAUUGACUAUCGUCAAAGCUUUCUGAUGGAGUGACCUGUAAAGUGUUAAUACCUGCAUUUACUUCCUAAAGUCUGACAGUUAGACGUUCUGCGCUGUUAUUCAGUGGUGUUGAGUGUUGAUGAAACGGUGUAAUCGGACUAUGUGCUGUAUGAGCCGUGACCAUUUUUUUAUUCGCACAAAUAAUGUCAAACAAGGUCAGAUGAAAUUUUAAAAAGCGAACAAAAUGACAACACUGUUUUCAAAAUCUGGUUAUGUUCUCUCUCUUUUUUUGUUUUUGUUUUAAAAUCUCGUUACUUCAGCGUAAGAGUUUACUAACAGACAAUCAUUUGAUGCCAAAGUAUAGUUUGUGUGAAUUUGUUUUAUUUAGCAUUUUCUGUUUUUUUUAGCUUGCAACUCAGUGAGGCCUAGAAACAUUGACAGUGUUUGAAAAUGGUCAUUAUAUUAUCAAAACUAAUUAACCACAUGGUUUCCUUACACAUAGCAGGUACUCGAAACUCAAAUGUCUUGUUAAAUUUGAACUAACUGGACUAGAAUAUGUAACUUACAAGCUUUAAAUGAAAUAUAACCUUGCCUCAGUGUAGAAUAAACUCACUCGAUGAUAUUCAUCAGUGCGAUGAAAGUUUUACUGUGUCAAGUGUCAGUGAUUUUUGUCAAUGCAAAAUGGUUUAAUCUCUUUAAAAUGGCUCAUUUUGUGGCAUCUAACCUCAAUUUUUGUAAAGAUUUUAGUGUAUUGUGCCAAUGAAUGUACAUUAAACUAAUAAGAUCAGUCA
Molecule: messenger RNA, 5452 nt
Organism: Pangasianodon hypophthalmus (striped catfish)
Lineage: Eukaryota; Metazoa; Chordata; Actinopteri; Siluriformes; Pangasiidae
Gene: slc25a42
Product: solute carrier family 25 member 42
Exons: 8
Coding region: 454-1419 (321 amino acids)
Biological process (GO): transmembrane transport
Cellular component (GO): mitochondrial inner membrane
Source: RefSeq, a predicted model, not a curated record